Messenger RNA from Saprolegnia parasitica CBS 223.65, 709 nucleotides. RefSeq lists its product as hypothetical. The transcript has a single exon. NCBI's taxonomy places the organism in Eukaryota, Oomycota, Saprolegniomycetes, Saprolegniales, Saprolegniaceae. Bases 31 to 687 code for a protein of 218 amino acids. The record is from RefSeq and is a predicted model, not a curated record.
GGUGGCCAACUCCAUUUCGAGCGCAACUCGAUGGCGACCGCCAAGCUCGCCGACCACUUCAAGAAGACGUCGCCGGCGCCGCCGACGAGCUUCCAGUUCUCGUUCCAGACAGACGCGCCGGCGCCCGCAGAGGCGGCGCCCAAGAAGCCGUCAAAGGCGGCGAAGGUGGCUACGACAAAGGCGGCGACGACGACCGUUGCCGACGUGGCAACGCAGCUCGAGGCGGUCACGGUCGCCGACACGAGCGCGCCGUCCAGUGCUAGUACCAAGAAGAAGAAGAAGGCCAAGAAGAAGGCCAAGAAGAAGGCGUCGGCGCCGGCGGUUGUCGUAGAUGCGCCGCCCGCGUCGUCCGAGUUUCAGUUCCUCUUUAGCUUUGACAAGCCUGGCUUUUCCGAAUCCGAGCUCGCCGAGCUGACACCCGAGCCGCUGAAGAAGAAGAAGCCCGUCAAAGCAUGGGCCAAGCAGAAGAAGCCGGCGCCGGCGCCAAUCGUGCCCGAGCCCAAGGACCCGUCGGGCACGACGACCUUUGUGACGCUUCGAAAAGCCAACGACAACUCGUCGGAAGUCCAGAAAAUGCAGCUGCGCUACGGCAAGGGCAAGCGCAUCGUCGCGCACCCGAUCAAGAAGAAGCCGCUCGCCGACGUCAGUAGUACUGCGGACGCGCCGACCUUCAAAUUUAACUUUUGAAAGAUUGAUACUUUGAUCGUUU